This is a messenger RNA of Lacerta agilis (Sand lizard), 1680 nucleotides long. It is a transcript of the gene DTX3, whose product is annotated as deltex E3 ubiquitin ligase 3. The transcript has 4 exons. The record is from RefSeq and is a predicted model, not a curated record. The coding region runs from base 200 to 1207 and encodes 335 amino acids. Lineage: Eukaryota; Metazoa; Chordata; Lepidosauria; Squamata; Lacertidae. Gene Ontology annotation, biological process: Notch signaling pathway; protein ubiquitination.
CCCUCUUCUUUCUGGGUAACUCCGGAGAAGGGACCAAAUAAAUUGCCACUUAGCGUCAGGGCAAAGGCGAUGGUGUCCUCUCUUUGGGGUGCUAUGAGCUAAUCCUCUGCAUGCCAGAUUAGGAAGUGCUCUUUUCCACACAGAGAGAAACCCACCGAAUUCACAAAGGAAAGGAGCAGUAUCGUUUGUUUUAUCCAGGAUGGCCGCUUGCGGAGGCACCACCAAGAAUAGGCUCACGGUAAAUAAGCACGUCUGGGACUUCUUGACCAAGGAAAGCCCAGCCAAGCUGGUUAAGCUGAAGGAGGAGAACAAGGUCGGCAUCUUGAUUGAUGGCGAGACCUCCGAGAUCUACGUGCUGCAGAUCACCCUGCCUGCCCACGGGCCGAGCAACGGCCUCUACCUGGCCCGCAAAGCCCUCAAGGCCCUGCUCAAGGAGACGGAGAAGGAGCUGAAGAAGGCCCAGCGCCAGAGCGAGCUGAUGGGCUGCAUGGCCUUAAUGGAGAAGAGCCGAGAGCACGGCGCUGUGGAGCUUCACCGCCGAGGGGCUGCGUUGAUAUCCAGAGGGCAGCAGACCUCCGGGUCCAGAGUGGUCAGCGGCAGCGGAGGUGUGGCCAGCUGCUCGCGGGGAGGGGAGGAGGAACAGGACAGCCAAUGCCCCAUCUGUUUGGGGGAGAUCCAGAACAUUAAGACUCUGGAGAAGUGCAAGCACUCCUUCUGCGAGGACUGCAUCACUCGGGCCUUGCAAGUCAAGAAAGCCUGCCCUAUGUGUGGGCGUUUCUAUGGGCAACUGGUGGGCAACCAGCCGGAGAACGGGCGCAUGCUGGUCUCCAAGGACUCAAGCCUGCUCCUCCCUGGCUAUGAGAAAUAUGGCACCAUCAUCAUCCAGUAUGUCUUCCCACCUGGCAUACAAGGAGUGGAGCAUCCCAACCCCGGCGUCCGCUACCCAGGCACCACUCGUGUGGCCUACCUUCCCGACUGCCCCGAAGGCAACAAGGUGCUGGCGCUGUUCCGCAAGGCCUUUGACCAACGCCUCACUUUCACCAUUGGCACCUCCAUGACCACAGGCCGAGCCAACGUCAUCACCUGGAACGACAUCCAUCACAAAACCAACUGCACCGGUGGACCGCAGCUGUUUGGCUACCCUGAUCCUACAUACCUUGCUCGGGUGCAAGAGGAACUGCGGGCCAAGGGCAUCACCAAUGACUGAUCUUGCCCCCUGCCACUGUGUCUCCAGGAAUGGUGUGUUGUUUCUGCCUGGUCCAGCAAUUGUGGAGAAAGCGUCCUCAUCUCUCGGAGCAAACCGUCUCACAGUGUGAUCUUGACCCAGGAUGCAAAGUGCUGGGCGUUCCGAGAUGACAUUUUGAAUGGAAUUUCUUGCUUGAAGGAGUUGGGAACAGAGGCGUUGGGAAGGCUGUGUUAGAGACAUGCAUUUGAAUUGGCUGGGUUAGAAAGUUCAGGUCAAUCUGCACAUUACACAGAAUGAGUGAGUUGGUAGAGUCCUGGACUGUACCACUUCAAAAUGCCUGCAGGGAGGGGUUUUGUUUUUAUUUGAUGACAAUAUGUUGUGUGGGUUUAAAUAACAUUAAUAACAAUAAACUCCAUAUCCAGGCAUGUAAUAAACAAGCAUGUCAGGAAGAGAGCUACAGUAAACCUUUCCCCCUGAUGUGCUAGACUGCUGCA